GUCAUGGGCAACGAAGCCGGAGAUCUCGACUCACUCGCGUGCGCGAUUGCAUUCGCCUACCUCUCGCAUCAACGCACACCGGCCGACAGACCGUGGCUCCCUCUCGUUCAGACGGCGCAAGCAGACUUUAAACUUCGCCUCGAAAACCAGCUUGCGCUCAAGGCUUGCUUAAUUGACGAACAGAACGUCAUCUCCUUGGACGACUUUACACGAUGGGAAGAGGCUGAGAGAAAUGAGGGUAGAGUCGAGGCUGCACUUGUAGACCACUGCAAACUGUCAGCACGGUGGAAGGGCAACGUGGACGUAAAGGCCGUGAUUGAUCACCACGCAGACGAAACGUUGUACGCCACCGCUUUGCCGCGCAUUGUGUCACGCCCUACCGACUGUGGCUCGUGCGCUUCACUGAUCGCCAUGCAUUUCAAAGACGAGCUCUCAAAAGUAGACGCCGGUGCUGAAAUUUCGAGGCUGCUCCUGUCUGCCAUCGCCAUUGAUACGCACAACCUCGAUCCUGCAAUAGGAAAGGCGAAGGCGGUGGAUCGCGAAGCAGCACAGCUUCUCACGCCAUUCGCCGACCUGGGCUCAUCAACGUUGAUGAGCUUGCUCUCUACGACCGCCCUCGAAGGUCAACCUAAACGCCUCGACAUCUUUCAUGACGCGCUUUCCAAGGCCAAGGAUGGCGUCUCGCAUUUGAAUAUGCGCGAUUUGUGCAGAAGAGACUACAAGCAGUACGAAUGGCCGAGUGCCAACCCCUCCAAGCCAUGGCGCGUUGGCCUCACCUCCGUACCCUGGAGCCUCGAUGCUUGGACCAGGAGGGACAGUGAGGAACCAUUCUUACAAGACUGCGAAAAGUUCUGCAAAGAGACAAACAUACACUUUCUUGGCAUCUUGUGCUCAUUCAUGGACGAGUCCACCUUCAGACGACAGGCGCUUAUGUAUGCUCGGGCUCCGAGCGAAGGCGAGCUCACAGCCGUGGUAGAGGUCAUGACGAGGAUUGAGAAAGAAAAGCGAGAAGAGCUUCACAUGGAGAAACUAAAUGUGGCCGACAUUUCUCCAAAGGAGCAAGUUGGAAAUUUUGUUCGUAUCUGGGAGCAGAAGAAUCUCAAGGCAACACGGAAGCAGGUGGCGCCUGCAUUCAAAGAAGUCUGCGAGGAAGUGGCG
Messenger RNA from Tilletiaria anomala UBC 951, 1158 nucleotides. Its product is annotated as DHH phosphoesterase. The annotation marks the transcript as partial. The transcript is spliced from 2 exons. Gene Ontology annotation, cellular component: cytoplasm. The record is from RefSeq and is a predicted model, not a curated record. Gene Ontology annotation, molecular function: exopolyphosphatase activity. Lineage: Eukaryota; Fungi; Basidiomycota; Exobasidiomycetes; Georgefischeriales; Tilletiariaceae.